UGUACUCGAGGAGGAUGGAUUCAUUCAUAAGACAAGAUCUGCUACUGUGCACCGUAAUACAAGCUAACGUCCUCCGGCGUAACGUGGACGGACUUUAUGGAUCUAUAAUCGCAUAUUUGCCGGAUAAAGCCUCGAGGAUUUAAACCUAAACGAGAGGACUUUUUAACAGAUUGAGUUGGACACUUUCCCCCGUAAACGCGGGGAACUGGAUUAAGCUUCUUCAUGCAACUUUUUUGGAAAGAAACCAAGAGCAUCUCACCGGGGAAUAACAAAAAGAUCAGCAAGGGUGACAUCGCGCUCUCUCCGGCAACUGCAGGUGUCGCGUUCUCUCUCGGUCCCUGCGGGGAGAUGUACCAAGGGUUCCCCGGCGACCCAGACAGCGGAUCCCGUGGAAGCUCGUCUCCAUCCAUAGAGUCCCAGUACCUUUCCUCCGUGGACUCCUUCGGGAGCCCGCCGACCACCAGUGCUCCGCAGGAGUGUGUGUCAGCGGGAGCUGGCUUGAGCAUUGUGGGUAGCAGGCCAGGGCCCAGUGUCGGAGGUGAGAUGCCCGGUUCAUUUGUGCCCACUGUCACUGCCAUCACCACAAGUCAGGACCUGCAGUGGAUGGUACAGCCGACCCUCGUCUCCUCCCAGGCCUCUGGACAGAGUGGGUCCACUGGCACCACAACCAUGACCCAGCCAGUGUCACUGGUUGACCCAUAUGACAUGCCAGGCCCAAGUUUUUCUUUGGGGUCUGGAUUCACCCCUCCAAGUUCAGACACUCCGGGCCCAGCACCGGGCCCCAUGCGCCAGUCCAGAACCCGCAGCCGGCGUACACGAGACGAGUCUGUGAGUGACGAUGGAGAUGUUGGUGUGUUACUGACACCUGAGGAGGAGGAGAAAAGGCGUGUUCGGCGAGAGAGAAACAAGCUGGCUGCCGCCAAAUGCAGAAACCGCAGACGGGAACUCACAGACAGACUGCAGUCGGAGACAGACAUACUGGAGGAGGAGAAGGCAGAGCUGGAAGCUGAGAUCUCUGAGCUGCAGAAGGAGAAGGAGCGCCUGGAGUUUGUCCUGGUGGCCCACCAGCCGAACUGUAAGAUCCCAUACCAGGACCAACCCCAGCAGGGCUCAGCGCAGCUCCCUCCAAUCCAGCCCCAGCUCCCUCCCCAGAACAUACAACCUCCUGUCUCCAUUGUGGGCUUGGCUGUGAAGGAGGACUCUUUCUAUCUGCCUCCUGCCUACACAGCCCAUCCGGCAUCCACACAGUCCCAGCCUCCGGUUCAGCAGCAGCAAGUCCAGCAGCAGCCUCAGCCAGGGAUAAUGCAGGAGGUAGAGUUUUCUAGUUCUUUCUAUGGCGCACUUGAGCCUGCACCAGGUGGGCCGUGUCUUAUGGCCAGCGACAGUGGUGGUGGUGGUGGUAACCAUGACGAUGCGGCCAUUGGCAGCUACAACACCUCAUACACAUCUUCAUUUGUGUUCACCUACCCAGAGGGAGCCUGCGGGGUCAGUGCCAACCAGCGGAACAGCAGUAGCGAGCAGUCAUCUGAUUCCCUGAACUCGCCUUCGCUGCUGGCACUCUGACUGACCGACAGACACACGCGCACACACGUCAACACACAUAUACAUAAUGGUCGUUACAUGCACAGUACAGACAGUAUCAGUCUCACAGAUUGAGAAAAAACAAAACGACCAAUCAAUUGUUUCUGAUUGGGUCAAAGUUUACACAUUCAGAAAUGCAUUCCAAUUAAGAGCCAUAAAAAAUGACACGAGUGCACAUGAAUUACGUUAGAUCUGAUCUUUAAUAGUGAGCCUAAACAAUAAACCAUUUCUUGUUUUGCAUUAUCGGAAUACUUGCAACUGGACAAGAUGAGUGAAUAAAAACUGAGUCACAAAAUCAAGUCCAAGUUGCUCAUCUUAAGUGCUCUGAAUUAACAGAUUAAUUCACAUAUUCUCAAUCUUUAACACGAGUGAGAUAUCCACAAGCUCACUUUACACUCUGACGAGCACCAGUGCCCCCACCUUGUUCCCUCUGUCGGUUGCCCCUUUUUCCAGUGCUCUUGCUCUCAUCCUUUUCCAUCCUUUUCUCCCUUCUUCCUCUUGCUGAAUGUAUUUGUGCAAAUCUGAAAUAGGGACGAAGGACACUUUGUACAGGGUCUUUUCUUGUGGGAGACAGACAGCUGAUUUCUUGCUCACCUCUAACCCUUCAUCUGCUCGACUUCCCUCUGCUUCUUCAUUUGCUGCUUGGACUUGGAAAGUUGGGGAUCUGAGAAUCACAGCCUCCACUAAAUCUUGUGCUUUCUUCUCUCGUUUUAAAAAAAAAUUCUUCUGCCGUCUGCCUACCUGCCAUGCGACCCAUCUCUGCCCAUCUCUGUUUCUCCUCUUCUGUCUCUGUGUUUCUCCCUCUCUCUGAAGUCUUCAACCCCCGAGAGCCCGAAGACCCCCGAGAGCCCUUGGGACCUUGAGUGAAUGACGGCCCAACUAACACGCCUUUUUGCACCCUCUCAUACAAGGACAUGGAUGCAACCCCCCCAUACAGAAGAACCUUUGACAUGGAGCGCAUUGCUCAAAGAGGAUCCUUACAGUGAACAGCAGCUAAAUACUUUGUCACACGCACAUAAAUGCAUAAUUGAUGAAUGCAAAAUGCAAGACAGAUGCCACUGUCUUCUGCUGAGCCAUUUUUCAAUGUUCACACAGUGAUUAGACACAUCUUGAGGUUAAAAGUGAGGAUGGAGAGAGGAUUAGCAGGAAUGGAGGAAAGAAAGAAGUCGAUUUUUUUCCAUCGAUUUUUGGAACCAAAUGUUGAACACAAAGCAAAAAAAAAAAAGAAGAAAGAAAAAAUCCUGCUCUUGCCAACUGUGUGGAAGGGUGAUCUCAGUAAAAAAAACACCUCCAUACCACAGAGCCUCAUCACCCUGGGCCUACAUGCGCAUAUUCAAACCAUUGCUUUGAAGUCUCUGAACUGAAGAUACAGACGUUUUGUUGCAGCGCACCAGCUCCGUGUUUUGCUCGGAAUCAAUCAGAUGUGAACCGAUGCCUUUAUUUAGACCAGACGUGUUUUUUGUUGUGAUUCAGACAACCUCUAAACAUUGGGCUCAGUGGUCUCUGUACCUCCCUUGUUCUCUCAGCAGAGAUGAGGCAGGGGUGCAUUUUAUUGUGAGUGCCACCACUCUGAGGCACCUGGCCCGUUUAUUUCUUUCUUUAUUGAGGUUGAUGUGGCGAGUGAGCACAAAGCAAGACCUGGAAACAAAAAGGGGAGAACAUGUGGGCUGAUGUUGUGGAGUGAGCGUCCUUUCUUUGCCUGUGAAUUUGUAUAACUUGUUUUUUCCUGUAUGUUUGAGUAAGAAUUGUUAUAUAUUUUUAAUGUCUAUGUUUGUUUGCGUGUUUGAUUGUUUUGCAUUGACCUCUGCUUUCAUUUGUACUGUUGCCGUUUCUUGUUUUUGUUCUGUUUGUUUUUUAAUUGGGAGAGUUCCUUAUAACUGUUACUAUUAUUAUUGCAUUGUAACAAGUGUUUCAUUUUUUAAUUGUAUUUUCAUUUGGCAACUUUGGAGGCAUGUUGUGCACUACUAAAAAAAAAUCUAAUCUAUAAGUAUAUGCAUAUACAUAUAUACAGCUAACGUGUAUAUAUAAGUGUAUGUACCAUGAUUGUAAAGUAUGAAUGUCUGCAGAUCUAAAUGGAAUAUUUUUGUCAAUGAAGAACAAGAUAAAAUGUUACUGAGGUUUAGUUUUAAAAUUAAUAUUUUUCUAAAGGAACAACAAAAAAAACUAUAAUAAAUUUAAAGUACUGCCCUGUCCCUCAACAUGAAGCACUAUGUCACUGCCUCUAUCAAUGUGUAUUUAUGUUUUAUAAACAAUAUAAAGCACUAUACAAGUUACAUUAAAUGUAUGUUUAUGAUUAUGAUGUUAGACAGUUGUGGAUAACACCUUUGUUAUUCUUGUUUGUUUUUUCUCUGUGAGGUCUGUCCCAAUACUACUGACACCUUAAUGCCACUUGAUCAUUAGAAGAUGCAAAAUGAGGAAAAAAAACUAGUGUGAUUUAAUGUCAAUACACAUAUUAAAAGUGUUCAGACUACAACAUAAUGACUAAACUGUUUCAUUUAAGGACAACAUAUUUCAUACCCAGUAUGCAUAUCUGUCCAGUAUAAACAUAUCACUCAAUGAAAUUAUUUCCUAACUGAAAUGUGUGUUCGAAGAAUAACCGCAGUUUUAGCCUUGAUAUGAACAUUAUCAUGUUAAAGUCCAUUCUUGUAUUCAAGCAAAUAUAGUGUCUAAUUAAGAUAAAAAUGUAUUAUGAUUAUAUUUGCUGGAUAAGAAGAUUUAUUUUCAAUAAAUAAACAUGUUUAUUCAAAACAGUGGCUAGAUUAAUGAUAUAAAGUGUUAUUCAAAUGUGGCUCUUGGUGUUCAGAAAAUGGGCAGACCUCAUUUUUUAAAAAAUGUUAAAAUAAGGACCGUGUUUGUAAAGGUGUUGGAGAUGUCUUUUGAUUUCUCUCCAAAUGCAAAUGUGAUGAGAAUAUGUUCUGGUGUGAGAAUAAGCAUAAAACGUAUUCAAUAGUUCUCAUGUACAUAGGUUUUUGUGGUGCUACUUACAGUAUGCUAUAAUGACGACGAGGCAGUUUCACAUUGGUGGAAGGUUACACUUUGCUGUUGCUGAGGCUCCAGACAAUGAGUAUACUGCUUGUCUUAAUGGGAUAUUUUAUUAAGAAUGGAAGCCAAUAACACAGUGAAUUCCUAGCAGCUGAAGCUCUGAGAGCCCAGUAAUCACUCUAUGAUUUCAUCAUAGUUUAAUAUCAAUUGCCUGCUACAUCUUUAAGUGUGAUAAACAGUUCUCAGAGGGUCCUUGUACUGUAUGCACUCCACUCUUAAGCCACUGAUCACCACACAACAUAUUAGAGUCAUUCUUUCAUCUAAUUUCUUUGCCUUGAAUUCAAUUAAAAUUGUCUGAAUAUGCAUUAGAUGAUUUGUAAGGUUAAGGUUACAAUCACACAUGGGUUGCUAAUGUACUGGAAAAGGCGGCACAGAAGGAAAAGGAGAAAUAUUUAGAUACCAAUUAUAAGACAGAGAAACCGCCUGCACCUACCUGUACUGUACAAUGGCUAUGUUAGAGUUAACUGAACAAGAGCUUUCCUAUUUUUCUAUGAUGAGGUGAAUGUUGUUAUGUAUUUCUAUUUUUCCACAAGCCCCAUAUAUGCUCUGAUUUCAUAGUUUCCCUGGUAUGAAACGCAAUACUUAUUAUCCUCUUGGAUAAACAUAAUGUAGCAAAUCACGCAGUGCUCAAACUGACUGCUACUACAUGUCAAGUGUGAUGAUGUAUUGCUUUAACUAUCAAUUUUUGUGACAAUAUUAAAAGUUACCCUCAA
Molecule: messenger RNA, 5336 nt
Organism: Micropterus dolomieu (smallmouth bass)
Lineage: Eukaryota; Metazoa; Chordata; Actinopteri; Centrarchiformes; Centrarchidae
Gene: fosb
Product: FBJ murine osteosarcoma viral oncogene homolog B
Exons: 5
Coding region: 223-1563 (446 amino acids)
Biological process (GO): regulation of transcription by RNA polymerase II
Cellular component (GO): nucleus
Molecular function (GO): DNA-binding transcription factor activity, RNA polymerase II-specific; RNA polymerase II cis-regulatory region sequence-specific DNA binding
Source: RefSeq, a predicted model, not a curated record